AUGUUGGGGGAGAGGGGGGUUGAUGAGGGCUCCGAUGAGUUUGAAAAUGGUGGGGACGAAGGAGAGCUGGAUAAGGUUGAUGUAAACCAAUGGUUAACGUAUGGGUAUCAUGCGUCUCAAUUCUGCGCUCUUCUAUUCUCUAGCUACUUGAAGCGCUGGUAUCAGCCAUAUCCGCUGCGUAGCUAA
This is a messenger RNA of Pseudocercospora fijiensis CIRAD86, 186 nucleotides long. RefSeq lists its product as uncharacterized. The record is from RefSeq and is a predicted model, not a curated record. The coding region runs from base 1 to 186 and encodes 61 amino acids. The transcript is spliced from 4 exons. NCBI's taxonomy places the organism in Eukaryota, Fungi, Ascomycota, Dothideomycetes, Mycosphaerellales, Mycosphaerellaceae.